This is a messenger RNA of Anoplophora glabripennis (Asian longhorned beetle), 570 nucleotides long. RefSeq lists its product as uncharacterized. NCBI's taxonomy places the organism in Eukaryota, Metazoa, Arthropoda, Insecta, Coleoptera, Cerambycidae. The transcript is spliced from 2 exons. Gene Ontology annotation, molecular function: odorant binding. Bases 55 to 501 code for a protein of 148 amino acids. The record is from RefSeq and is a predicted model, not a curated record.
AGCUCACUGCUUCGUGUAUAUUAUCAGUAAUAAUAUUUCUAUAGACGGCAAAUCAUGAAGAUUUUCGCUUCAUUUCUGUGUGUCUUCAUCACAUGUGCCUUGGUUUACGGGGCACCAUCCAUUAGAGACAUUCACGGUGAAUGCCAAUCCGACCCUGCAACUCGCUUGGACCAUGAUGAAUUCAAAGCAGUUCGCACAGGAGAGUCUUUUGACAGGACGAAAGUAGGUGCCCACAUGCUCUGUAUGAACAAGAAAUUUGGUACUCAAAACGCAGACGGUACCGUCAACAGAAACGCAGUCAAAGAGGUGCUGGCCCAAGACAUUACCGAUGAAACUAAACUGGAAGAAAUCACUAACAAAUGUGUCGAAGAGGGAUCUACUCCUAGUGAAACUGCCCUGAAACUGAGCAAAUGCGUUUCUGAGAACACAAAAGGCGGGAGACACGGACACGGACACGAGCACCAUCACGGACACCAUCAUGAACAUCAUCAUGACCAUUAAAUAACACAUCGAACAAAAACAUAUGAAAAUUGUAAUUUUCUUUUGUUCAAUAAAAUUGAUAAGCGGUCA